Molecule: messenger RNA, 1332 nt
Organism: Coccidioides immitis RS
Lineage: Eukaryota; Fungi; Ascomycota; Eurotiomycetes; Onygenales; Onygenaceae
Product: serine/threonine protein kinase
Exons: 4
Coding region: 187-1203 (338 amino acids)
Biological process (GO): protein phosphorylation
Molecular function (GO): protein kinase activity; ATP binding
Source: RefSeq, a predicted model, not a curated record
AUUGCAUCAGCCGCUUUUUGAGGAGAAGCCAUUAAUCAACGCUUUUUCAACUGACUCCAGGUACAUUGUGCCAGAGCGUGCCCCUUCCUCGUUCCCUGGACUUUAUUGGAACGUACAUGGUAAAGUCGCGCAUCGACUUCGUUGUCCUUGCAUGACCCGCCUCUUCUCGAGUCCGCAAUAAUAAUAAUGACAACCCACUCCUCUCUUGGAAAGUUGGGUCAGUCCGUCGCUGGCUCAUCAAGUUCAUCGGCUUCUCCACUCCUGAAGCUGGGCCAGAUCCUCAUCGGCGCUAUCAGCACGUACACCAUCACAAGGCAGCUUGGAGAUUCGGUUUGGCUUGGACGAUGCAAAAUUGGGCAGACUGUCGUGAUCAAAUCCGCACGCAACGAUCUCCGCAUCACCAAUGAGAGAGAUGUUCUCAAGAAGUUCCAAUCUCGAACACAGUACCUACGUCCGUUGAUCGAUGAAAUAGUGGAGCCUACCGACCCGCCAGCUAUUGUCUUGAGGCAUCUAGAAGAUGACCUACUCGCCAGUUCCAACAAGAAGAAGCUAACUACGAAAGAGAUCAAAUAUGUAUCGAAAAGGGUCCUUACAGCGUUGAAGCUGCUGCAUGAAGAUGGAUUUGUGCACACAGAUGUCAAAAUGGACAAUGUCCUAGUUAACUUUGCCCCCUCUUCUCAGGGUGAGAGUGGGCUACGUUUUACUGACAUUCAGCUCGCUGACUUGGAGAGUACUGUCCACAUUACCUCUCGGUACUGCCAGGAAUGUGAUGGGAUUGGUACUCCAAUCUGGCGGAGCCCAGAGGCACAACUGGGACUGCAAUGGGGCCCACCAACUGACAUUUGGUCCUUUGGAACAAUGGUUAUAUCCAUGAUCUGGGGCGACAAUUUCUUCAUAUUCAAACCCAAAGUUCCUCGGGGUCACGAUGAAUAUGAACUCAAUAUCCUUGCAAAAUACCACAUCUUUUUCGGGCCAUACCCCUGUUCAUACUCUGACCUUGCUGAUCGGGAAACAUUGGCGAUUCUGAGAUAUAUUAUGGCUUCUGUGCCGUCAGACCAAUUGAAGCCUUUCCAGUAUGCUAGUCAAAAAGAGAUUUCGCCGGAGGACAGGGAGUUUAUUUUGAGGAUUAUGAAGAUGGACCCCAGGGAUAGGCCGACAGCAAAAGAGCUUCUUGAAGACGAGUGGUUUAAUGGAGUUGAAUAAGCAGGUGGAUAGAAUGAACGGUCCGAAGAGCCGACGCAGGACUUUGUUUCAUAGGGGUAAUGAAAGUAUGUAACCAGGGUUAGAACCCAACAACAAUCUCAAAAUAAGCAAGCUAAGCAUUGAAAAGGA